AUGGGGGUGAAUGUCUCAAAUGAUUUCAUGAGGUUGGCGUCCACGUUUCUUAACUGUACAGUGGGUGUGUUACCGUUCAAAUACUUAGGCCUUCUGGUUGGCGCCAAUUCUGGGUGUGAUGCAACUUGGGAACCACUGCUUGUAUUUCUCCGAAAAAGAUUAGGUUUGUGGGGCAAUAAGUAUGUUCGUCGAAUACAACGGGAGUUUCUUUGGGGCGGUCGGAGUGGAAGAAAGAAGAUUAGUUGGAUUAAGUGGGAUAUUGUUUGUCUUCCUAAGAAGAAGGGUGGGCUUGGUGUGAGAGACAUUCGCAUGGUGAAUAUCAGUUUAUUGGCAAAAUGGCGAUUGAGGCUUCUUCAUGACGAACAAGCAGUGUGGAAGGAGGUUCUGAAGAGUAAGUAUGUUGUGGGUGUGGUGGGCAAGACGGAGCUGGGAGAGGAGUACAAGCCUUGGUUUGCAUCCCUGUGGUGGAGAGACAUAUGUUCAAUUGGAUCGAAUCUUAACCAUAAUUGGUUUGAUCAAAGUGUGGUUAAAAAAUUGGGCAAUGGUAUGUGUACAAGUUUCUGGAAGGACACUUGGGUGGGAGAUAGGCCGUUAUGCGAUCGAUUCCCUCGCCUUUUCUCUAUUUCCACUCAAAAAGAUGCGUUGGUAGCAGAUGUUAGAAAUCCAAACAGUAGUAUAGAGCGAUGGAGGAUGUUAUGGCGUCAGAGAUUUUUUGAAUGGGAAACCUGUUUGUUCAAUGAGUUGAUGAAGCUAAUUAAUACGGCGAAACUUCUAGAUGAAGAAGACCGAUGGGGCUGGGUGCCGGAAGGAGGACAGGUUUUCACGAAAGGGGUUGAUUAUGAUUGGGAACGCGGUGGUUUGGAACCUUUGGAAAUGCCGAAACUCUGUCCUGUUCGAAGAUGGGAGGGUGACUAUCGCGGAACUGGUGGAAAGAAUCAAGGUUUCGUCUUGGAAGUGGUGGUUGAGUCGAUCAAAGGCUGCUCCUUGUCUGCUAUUCGAAUGGCGUGUGGAACCUAG
Messenger RNA from Trifolium pratense (red clover), 1017 nucleotides. RefSeq lists its product as uncharacterized. The transcript is spliced from 3 exons. Lineage: Eukaryota; Viridiplantae; Streptophyta; Magnoliopsida; Fabales; Fabaceae. The record is from RefSeq and is a predicted model, not a curated record. The coding region runs from base 1 to 1017 and encodes 338 amino acids.